Molecule: messenger RNA, 966 nt
Organism: Paramecium octaurelia
Lineage: Eukaryota; Ciliophora; Oligohymenophorea; Peniculida; Parameciidae
Source: the annotation of a GenBank genome assembly
AUGUAAGGUCCAUAAAUCCCAGCUGUAGUCUCAAUAAGACCAUUCCCUAACUCAACUAGAUUCUUAUCAACAUCAUCAAAGAAAGCCAAACAUCAUGGAGAUGAUCUUGACGUUAAAGUAGUCAAUUAAGAAUCUGAAGGCACUUAUUUUUUAUUGGAAAACGUUCAUGGCGCAGUCUAUAAAAUUAAGCCUGCUUCACAUCCAAAUCAUUUCGUCUUCUGUUCAAGCGAAAGCAAUAAAAAAUUCGGAACAGACUUGGAUAUCAGAACUCAUCACCAUAAUGAAGCAAGAAACAAUUGGAUUAUUGAGAAUGUAGGCUGGAGUACAUUCACAAUCAGGUCUGAAACAAAUCCAAAUUAUUAUCUUUUUGCCGCUGAUGAGGGAUAACAUCAUGAUGAAGCUGAUGUGAGAGCUCAUACAAAUUUAGAGUAAAGAAAUCUUUGGUUUAUCAUCACAAUACCAAACAUCGUCCACCCAUAUCCUCUCUUACAUCAACCACCUAUUGUCACACUUAGACCUAUCCUUUUGCCAUAACACUUCUUAACAUUUGGAGAUGUGCAUUAAGAGUUCGAUGCUGAUUUUGCAGUUAAAGUAAGAGGAGUAAGAACAGAAAAAUGUACAUUCUAUUUGGAUAGACUUUAAGGAAACACAUUCACAAUUAGACCAACUGCCAGUCCAAUUUACUAUUUGUUCUGUGCCAAUGGUAAAACAUUAAACAAAUGGGGUGACUUCGAUGCCAGAUACCAUGUAAACAAAGAAGCCAGAAAUAAUUGGAUCAUCGAACCAUCUGGACCUGGAUACUGGCUCAUUAGAUCAGCUACUAAUCCAGAUCAAUUCCUAUUUGGAGUUCAAGAUGAAGGAAAUGGUCAGGAAUUCAAUGUUAGAACACAUCCAUGUAAUGAAGAUAGAAAUAGAUGGGCUAUAGAUGGAUUCAAUGGAUGAGUAUUUUAUUAUAGAUAUAAUCAC